UCUUCUAUCUUAACUAUCUAGCUAAUUCUCUUCAAUAUUAUCUGAAGCUAGCUAUGGACUUUUUUAAUUUCUUGCUUAAUUUGUUUGUUCCUCCAUUAAGUUUAAUAGCAUUGGCUUUCUCAUGGCCAGCACUUUGUUUCCUCAAUGCUUGUGAGUGGCUCUAUAACUAUAUAUAUGCUGAAGAUAUUAUGGAUAGUAAAGUUGUCAUCAUCACUGGUGCAUCUUCUGGCAUUGGAGAGCAAAUAGCAUAUGAGUAUGCAAUAAGGAGAGCAAAUUUAAUGUUGGUGGCACGAAGAGAACAUAGGCUAAGAGGAAUUGCUGAGAAUGCAAGGAGAAUGGGUGCAAAACAUGUCAUGAUUAUGGCUGCAGAUGUUGUGAAGGAAGAUGAUUGCAAAAGAUUUGUCAAUGAAACCAUUAAUGUAUUUGGUCGUGUAGAUCAUCUUGUAAAUACAGUAAGUUUGGGACAUACAUUCUACUUUGAAGAAGUUACAGACACCUCAGUUUUCCCUGUUCUCUUGGAUAUAAAUUUUUGGGGGAAUGUUUAUCCAACGUUGGUGGCUCUUCCUCAUCUUCACCAAAGCAAUGGUCGUGUUAUUAUCAAUGCAUCAGUUGAAAGUUGGUUACCUUUGCCAAGAAUGAGUUUGUUUGGUGCUGCAAAGGCGGCGCUAAUAAACUUCUAUGAGACGCUGCGAUUUGAAUUGAAAGAAGAGGUUGGAGUAACAAUAGCAACGCACGGUUGGAUUGGAAGUGAAAUGACCAGAGGCAAGUUCAUGCUAGAGGAAGGUGCAGACAUGCAGUGGAAAGAAGAAAGAGAAAUACAUGUGAGUGGUGGAGCAGUUGAAGAGUUUGCAAGAUUGAUUGUAAGUGGGGCAUGUAGAGGAGAUUCAUAUGUGAAGUUUCCUAGUUGGUAUGAUGUAUUCUUGCUAUAUAGAGUGUUUGCUCCAAAUGUUCUCAAUUGGGCAUUUCAGCUACUUAUAUCUCCACAAGGGACAAGGAGAACUUCUUCUUAUUUAGGGACAGGAAGAUCCUUGGACAAUGUCACUGGUGGUAUGGGGAAACCUAUGUUGGAGGGAAAUUCUCCUAGUAAUGGACACACAGGCAUGGUUCCUCAUACAUUCUCUGGCCAGUUGGGUCAUCAAAUGCAACAAAAGAUGGAUUGAAUUGAAUGAAUGAAGGCUUUUGCAUUUGUGCUAGAUACUUAUGCUUAUUCACUUGUAUUAUGUAAUGUUGCAUUUUUGUUAGUAUCAUGCUAUUGUGGACCUAUAAAUAUAAUGUCAUGUGGUUACUUGUAAGAUUUGUGUUAAAAUUGAAAAUAAACUUGGUGUUUGUCACCAAAAAUCUUUUUUUUUUAUGAA
This is a messenger RNA of Cicer arietinum (chickpea), 1355 nucleotides long. Its product is annotated as 11-beta-hydroxysteroid dehydrogenase B. Gene Ontology annotation, molecular function: oxidoreductase activity. The record is from RefSeq and is a predicted model, not a curated record. Gene Ontology annotation, cellular component: cytosol. Lineage: Eukaryota; Viridiplantae; Streptophyta; Magnoliopsida; Fabales; Fabaceae.